UAGAGGAACAAAAGCAAUGGAUAGAAAAGGACAGAAAUGGAUGGAAGUACGACAGAAGAAUCAGGGAGAUCAUCCUAACGGUGAAAAGAAGCAAACUUAAUAUUGGUCAUAGCAGAGGAGGAUAGAAAUAAAAUGAAGAAUACUCUGCCUGCUGCCAAGUUAGUGAAGAUAGUAGAGCUGUGGAAUGCUGUGACCAGUCCCAGUGCCCCGCAGCCCAAGGCACGUCGCCGUCCAGAUCAUCUCCAUCCAAAGGAAGUUUGUUCACAAAAGGUUACCCAACGGGAUAUCCCACGGCUGCCCCAGCCUACAACCCAAACAUGUAUCCAACCAGCAGCCCCGGCUACGCUCCAGCUACACUUCUGAUGAAGCAAGCCUGGCCACAGACCUCCUCCUCCUGUGCCACAGAGGGCACCUUCCACCUCCCGGUGGACACUGGGACCGAGAACAGAACCUACCAGGCUUCUUCUGCAGCAUUCAGGUACACUGCGGGGACUCCCUACAAGGUCCCACCGACCCAGAGCAACAACGCGCCUCCUCCCUACUCUCCGUCUCCGAAUCCAUACCAAACUGCUAUGUACCCCAUCAGAAGUGCCUACCCACAGCAGAACCUGUACACCCAGGGAGCUUAUUAUACCCAGCCAGUGUACGCGGCACAGCCUCACGUUAUCCAUCACACCACCGUGGUUCAGCCCAACAGCAUCCCCUCGGCCAUCUACCCGGCCCCUGUCGCUGCGCCCCGCACCAACGGCGUGGCCAUGGGGAUGGUCGCUGGCACCACCAUGGCCAUGUCAGCAGGAACCUUGUUGACCACCCCACAACACACUGCCAUCGGAGCACAUCCAGUUUCCGUGCCAACGUACCGGGCUCAAGGAACCCCCACCUACAGCUACGUACCGCCGCACUGGUAAACCCACUGGCCAAGUCAUAUCUGAAGUCAAACAUUGUAUGCAACUACACAAGUCUUACAUCGGGGCUGCGGCCACUGCACUGCAGCACCUCGUCUGUUUGCAAGAACAAAAGAAAAAAGUGCAAGGGUCACUUUAUGCAUUCUUUAGUGGUUUUUGUAAAAGCUGCUUUUUCUAAUCUUCUGCCUCUUUAUUUUCCUUCCCUCCUCCCUCUCCCCGACCCACAUCAGUCGUGUAACACAUACUGACACUGAGCAAUAGUAACGUUCUCUCUUUGGUCCUAUCGUUUUACAGCUCAGAAUAUUCACUUUUCAGCAUUGCCCGGUCGAGUGGUGCAAAGAUCCCCACUUCUUGUUCGUUUGGGUUCUUCUCAUCCUUUUUUUGUUGUUGUUGUUUUUUUUUUUUAAUUAUUAUUAUUUUUUGUUGUUGUUGUUGUUGACAAGAGCCUAGGUUUUCUUUGACUAGUAAGAGUGGUUGAUGUUCAGGGUACUAUGUGAAAAAGCACAGCGCUGGUAGGCAGGCUUAUUCCAAUUUGGGUUGGGUAUUUUUAGUUGGAUAAUAUAAAUUAUUUAAUCUUCCGUAACAUAUUACAGGAAAAUUGGUGUCUUCCAGAUAGCUGUCGUGAUAGAUUAUAAUGCAUUAUCUGCAGUGAAAUGCUGAACUCAUCCCUUCUUUUGUAGGAGUAAGAGAAUAUAAUUAGCGACGUAACACGCUUGUUUUAGGAAGUAGGAGGACUGUUCACCAUUGGGUCUGCUUUUCAUAACUGGGCAGAGGCAUUUGGUGCAAGGGGAAUGGAGUGGCAGCGAUGCCUUUGGGAAGGCGAGAUGCUCUGUGCCAGCUGUGUCCCAUCAUGGGCAGCUCUUUCCUGGCCAAUGCUCCUGGGCAGAGGUGUGCAGGGAUGCUGCAGGUGGGAAGUGAGAGAUUUCCAGGGCAGAAAGGCUCUGCAGAGCCUGGGGAUUUGGGAAAGGAGGUCGGAUGGAGAGGAGCCUUCGUGGAGGUCAAGGUGCUCCCAUUCUUUGGAUGUUUUGGAUUGGGGUCAACAAAGGUUGAGCCGAGCCCAAAUCCUGGCACUGUGGAGACAGCUGCUUGGGCUGGGAGAUGUAGGGGUAAGGGGCAGCAAUAGCAAUAAAGUAAUCUUCUGCAUCUGGAGGCAACAUGAGGCCGUUCCUGGGUCCUCCAGGGUGUCCCAGUCAAACAGACAGCACUUACAGGCAGCUGGAGCAAUUCUUCAAUUCUUACCCCUAAACCCAGAGUAGAAACAAGACUUCUUUUUUUUUCUAAGAGAAAAAUAUAAUGAUAAUUGUUUUGCUUUUUGAUGGUUUUCCCUCCACGUGCCAAAGUAGCUCCAUCCAUCCAUCCAUCCAUUCAUCCAUCCAUCCAUCCAUUCAUCCAUCCAUCCAUCCAUCCAUCCAUCCAUCCUUGCAGGUGGUCCCAGGGAGCCAUCCAGAGCCUUGCAAGGAAUUGGAUCUUUCUUGAUGGGAAUCAGUCCAUAGGGGGAGAAACCUUUGUAGCGACCCCAAAGGACUGGGGGCUGCUGGUUGUCAGGUCAGUGGGGGCCAUUUGGUUGCUUCUUCUUCUGCUCUUAAUGGAAACCCAGGUUUCCAUUUGCCCGCGGUCAGAAGACAGAAAGGGCACAAAGUGGUGAAGCCUGAACGUCAGCGCUGUGGGUGGAGGAGGUCAUGAGGGUUUCCACCACGUAGUUCAUUGUGUUGCACUUUCAUUUUGUAUAAAAAGGAGAAAAAAAGGAAAAAAAAAAAAAAAAAAAAAAAGUUUAAAAAAAAUAAUAAAAAAAUGUAAUUAAUCACAGUGUUGCCCCCGUUUAGCUUUUGGCAAAGCCUCCCUGCCUAUAGGGUCAGCACUUAAAGGGAAGGGGGACGUUUGGAAGUAGGGAAACCGCAUUGUCCUCUGUAAUACGUUGCAAUUAAACUUGGGCAAAAGAAACCCAACCCGCCAUGAUAAUAAAUCACAGGAACCGAGGAGCUCUCAAAUGCUUUAUUAUUAUUAUUAUUAUUAUUAUUAUUGUUAUUACUUUUUGGCUCUCACAGUAUUGUUGACUUGGUGUUGGAAUGCCUGUGUAUCAGGAGCUGUCUGUCGGUGCUGGAACAUGUUGCUCUUGUGAUGGAAGAAAGUCAUUAGUUAAUUAACAGCACCUCAUUGAGUCCCAUCACUGCCCCAGGGUUGCUCACCCAUCACUGCAAUGGGAGGAGCUGUCUUGAAUUCUCAUCCAUGGCCAGGAAGGUGCGGGGUGUGCUGCUGAAAGGAGAGAGGAUGCUAAAUUUGAGGGGUGAAAUGCCAUUCGUGGCACAGAGGAGCCCCCAGAUGGACACAGCCUCCUCCUCACUGUGCUUUUUUAAUGGCAUUUUUAAGUUCCCCCUAAACAAAGCUCUGAAUUUCAGGCUUGCUCUAAAAAAAUUGACGGGUUUUUCAUCAAAACAGGUUGAGGCUAUAAAGUAGAAGGGAAAAGGGACAACACCUCCAUCUCUUACCACAAACGAGGCCUGAUGAGGGUCAAGUGGCUUUAUCUUAAUUCUUCUGCUUGGAUCAGUGGCGGAUGUCAUGAAUCUUCCCCGUUGUGCUUGGGUAGAAAUGCUCAGCGGUGCCAUCAUGGCAUGAAGAGGUGAACUUUGCUGUGGGGAGCCCAUCUGGGGAGUUGAGCAGCCCUUGGGGGGCUUGGGAAGCCAUCUGGGGGAGUAUUUGAUUCCCUUUCAUUGUGGUUUCCCCAGUGGAAUUUGUUUGGGAAGAAGCAGGUUGGGAAGUCAACCCAUGACGGGGUAGGGCAUGAUGUGAGUGUAGGACCAAAGGGCGAAUAGGAAAUGGUUGUGCUGUGAGCAGCUCCAUCCAGUUCCCAUCAUGGGAUAGAGUUCUCCAACCCCAACUCAGAAACCCAUCUGAGGUGUUGAGUGAUUUCCUUUGCUAACCUUGAGUUCUGGCACCUUUAGGGCAAUCUGGGAGUUGUGGGAUUGCAGGGUAGGUUGAAGCCCAGGUCAGUUCUUUGGGUAAGGUUUGCUCCUGAAGGCACUGCCUCUUUUUCUGUUAACAUUCCUCAUGGUGACAUAAAGGAACCCUGUAGGAUGCUGUCACUGCUGUCCCCACUGCUGGGGUGACAAAGCUUCCUGGGGUUGGCAGCACUGGGGGCACCCAAGCGUCACACGCCAACUGUGCUGCUGUUGGGUUGGUAAUGGUGGCAGGUUGGUGAGCAGGAAGAAAAGGGAUUUCCCUCACUGAGGGGGACAGGGCUAUGCUCUGUGCCAGGGCAAGAGGGGGUUAGGGUGUCCUUGGGGAUGAUGGAGGCAAAGCAAAACUCCAGGAAAAGGGGGAAAAAGUGUUAAGAAAAUUGUUAUCAAACUGCAGCUGUUGCCAUUACCCAGUCCCACCGAUGACUUCUGCAUUACAGUGCACUGCAGUGCUGGACUCAAAGCCUGUGCUGCCACAGUUCCAUGCAAACCCCAGAGCCCACAGCUCUGAUGGGCAGCAACAGCUUCAUAAAGCUUCUUUGCAGCUUGGAUAUGUAAUAUAAGCACUUUUUACUGUGUUAUUUAAAGUUUUUCUUUUCUUGGUUUGGUGACGAUGUUUGCUAUUCUUGAGAAGCACGGUGGGCAGAAAGUGACCCCCGGUGGGGCUGGGGAAUGAGGUCAUACUGAGAGAGAGAAACUCCUCCCAUUUGGGAUUUGCAUUCAGUGCUCAAAUCCAACCAGCCAAAGACAGCAAUAAGAGCCACUGAGUCCUCGUAAGUCCACUUUUUAAUUUUAUUUGGUCAAACCAUCAAUAUUUUCAGUCCAAGUGAGGGCUGCGGUUCCUUCCACCUCUGCCACCCAAAUGUCCUCACCAUGGCUUUAACCCGUGACAGUUGGCUUUCCAUCUCUUUCUUUUCCCUGCUCCCUUUGGCUUUUGGCUCCCCAAGGCCCCAACGCACUGUUGCUCUGCUAUAGGGAAAUAUAGGAUAAAAAGCCUGGAAGGGAGGGAGGAGAGCUGUGGCAAGGCAUCACACCAUUUGGCACUUACAGAGUCACCAGCAAUCUAGUGAUAAUGGAUUUUUGGGAGUGUCUGGAAAAUGGGAAUGGCAAAAAUGUCAUCUAAUGGCAGCUUUCCCCAACUGGAUGUGAUGAGUUUGUAGGAAAAUGCCCAACGCGGCACCUCAGCAUUGUGCCCUUGGGAUGGAGCUGCAGGGCUGUGGCCAUUGGGAGAUGUAGAGAGGAAGGGGAAAGGGGGCACCGGGGGGCACUCCAAAAUUACCCCCUAAAAACACAGAGCCCCCUCAUGCCCCUUAGCAUCCAGCAGAGUGAACCUGAUUCACGCGCCCCAUCCAUCUCUAUCAUUUCUUGACCCAUUCUGAUCAACGGGACAACUUGGAUCAGCUCGUUUUUAAAUAGUAUUGGAACUCUUUAAGCAAAUAUAUAUAUAUACAUAUUAAAAAAAUGCAUAGAUACAAAACAAAAAAAGAAAGGAAAUAAAAAGAGUAAACAUGUCUUCCAAGUCUCCACGGUGUGUAGGGAACGUGGCCUCCAACUGAUGCGCUGGGAAGCCCCGCAGCCGCGGCUUGUGACUAUGAGGUGUAAAUCUGGGUUUUCUCAUUUGUUUCCCGUUCCGUUUUUGUUCUGAAGAUCAGUUCGUGAUCUCCCUGACAGAUUUCAGCCAAGAGUUUGUAACUGUACGAUAUUUACUGUAAGAUGUAGAACAUUCGAUAACUAUUAAAAUGUUUCCAAAAAAAAAUAAAUGGAA
This is a messenger RNA of Coturnix japonica (Japanese quail), 5624 nucleotides long. The record is from RefSeq and is a predicted model, not a curated record. Lineage: Eukaryota; Metazoa; Chordata; Aves; Galliformes; Phasianidae.